GCGUGAAGACCAUGGCUGAUGAGAGCCCCACCGUGCCGUCUCCCGUAGGGUGACCUGGUAGCCCUCCUGCCUCUGAAUGCCGCCCAGUUCUUGUUGAAGCCAACCAGCGCCGCGCUAAAAAUGAUGCGAUAUUGGGGAGAGAUUCCCGUGUCUUCGGGACAGGCCAACCGGAGCUCCUUUGACCUGCUGCAGAGGGAGUUCCGUACGGUGGAAAUGCAGGAGCCUCCUCUACACCAGCCGUCGGCCAACAAACCCAGACCCACCACCAUGCUGGAUAUCCCCUCCGAACCCUGCAGCCUGACCAUUCACACCAUCCAGUUAAUCCAGCACAACCGCAGACUGCGCAGCUUGAUUGCCUCCGCGCAGGCUCCGAACCAGCAGCAGGCUGAAGGCAUAAAGGUGGAAGAGAGCGAGCCCCUGCCGCACCGGCCCACCUCCCCUGUGCUUCCCGAUGACUUGUUGCCGCAGGACUGCAAGAUCCCCAAGCUGCCAUUCCAGCUACGACACAGUGACCCCGAGAGCGACUUCUACAGAGGGAAAGGAGAGCCGGUCACUGAGCUGAGUUAUAACUCUUGCCGCCAGCUCAUGUACCAGUCCGUUGCCACCAUCUUAGCACAUGCUGGGUUUGAAACGGCCAACGAGAGCGUCCUGGAGACCCUCACCGACAUUGCGCAGGAGUACUGCCUAAAAUUUACCAAGAUGCUGAGGUACAACGUGGACCGAGAGGCGAGGCUUGGGCAGACCCCGUUCCCCGAUGUCAUGGAGCAGGUUUUCCACGAGAUGGGCAUCGGCAGUGUCUUAUCCCUGCAGAAGUUCUGGCAGCACCGCAUCAAGGAUUACCACACAUACAUGUUACAGGUCAGCAAGCAGCUGUCGGAGGAGUAUGACAAGAUAGUGCACCCGGAACGAGUGUCUGAAGACGCUAAACCCAUGAAGAUUAAGGAGGAACCUGUCACGGACAUCACGUUCCCCAUCAACGAGGAGCUGGAGGGGGACCUGGCGAACGGGGACCAGUCUUUGCCGGUGGGGGUCCUGGGCGCUCAGAGCGAGAGAUUUUCCUCUAAUAUGGAAGUCGAUUCUUCACCUCAGCCGUCGGGAUCUGACGUUAACACCUCGCCCCUGUGGAGCCUGGCUCAGGUGAAAAUGGAACCCCAGGAAAGCGAGGAGGCGAACGUCGUCGGGCAUAGCGUGCUUGGCAACGACGUGUUCGAGGAGCCCAUGUCGGGCAUGAGCGAUUCUGCCCUUCCGGUGAGCCCCAACGGGACAGAUGGCAGCUAUGGCUCGCAUUCUCCUGACAGUCUGAUGGGGUCGUCCCCAGUCUUCAAUCAGCACCCCAAGAAAAAGAUGAAGAAAAUGUAAAAAUGAUGGACUGGAGCCGACAGGACUCUUUUUUUUUUUGAUUAAAUGACUAUUCUGUGUUUUUGUAUGUUUUUGUUCUCGCCCCUCGAAAUACCGACGUCUCUUAUUCUCAAUGAAAUCAUACGUUGGCAAACCUCCACCCCUUAAUAUUUGCUUUCAAAAGUUGGUUUAGUUUAUAUUCUGAAAAAAAACAGAAUAUAUUUUCUACAAAACCCAUUUCCUGAAGGAAAUCAUGGAAGUGACAAUUUGUGUUUUUGGAAAAAAAAAAAAUCACUAAAAAUGUUAAUAAAAUCUGAAGAUCUCACCAAGGACAUUUAAUUAACAUUGAAGAAAAAAAAUGUCAAACACAGUAAAGAUAAUUGUGGAAUGUGACCUAAUCGCUUUAUGAUGUAAAUAACACCUCUGAUUAAAGGGGCGCUCCAGCCACGGUAUGCGUAGGAUA
Messenger RNA from Spea bombifrons (plains spadefoot toad), 1801 nucleotides. It is a transcript of the gene SUPT7L, whose product is annotated as SPT7 like, STAGA complex subunit gamma. Gene Ontology annotation, cellular component: SAGA complex. The transcript is spliced from 4 exons. The record is from RefSeq and is a predicted model, not a curated record. The coding region runs from base 121 to 1359 and encodes 412 amino acids. Gene Ontology annotation, molecular function: protein heterodimerization activity; transcription coactivator activity. Lineage: Eukaryota; Metazoa; Chordata; Amphibia; Anura; Pelobatidae.